This is a messenger RNA of Moesziomyces aphidis, 1707 nucleotides long. Lineage: Eukaryota; Fungi; Basidiomycota; Ustilaginomycetes; Ustilaginales; Ustilaginaceae. The record is from the annotation of a GenBank genome assembly.
AUGGGUGCUUGGAACAACUUUGUCGACGGCUUCAAGCCCGAGGUCACCGACGACACCGCCUCGGACUCGUCGCCGCCCAACUACAAUGAGAAGAACGAAAAGGACUUCGAGGCUGGCAACGUCGUUGCCGGCUUCAAGGCGCCUAACGAAGAUGGCGGCCUCAAGCGCAACCUGCACGGCCGCCACGUCCAGUUCAUCGCCCUCGGUGGCUCCAUCGGUACCGGUCUCUUCAUCGGCUCCGGUGGUUCGCUCGCCGCUGGUGGUCCCGGUUUCCUCAUGAUCGACUACAUCCUGAUCGGUAUCAUGCUUCUCCAGGUCGUCAUGGCCCUCGGUGAGCUGGGUGCCAUCUUCCCCGUCGCCGGUUCCUUCGCUGCCUACUCAACCCGUUUCAUCGACCCCGCCGUCGGCUUUGCCAUGGCAUACAACUACUGGCUCCAAUGGCUGAUCGUCCUGCCCCUCGAACUCGUCGCCGCUUCCAUCGUCAUCAGCUUCUGGGACCCCAACGAGGUCGUACCCAAGGGCGUCUGGGUCGCCAUCUUCCUCAUCGUCAUCAUCGUCAUCAACCUCUUCGGUGUGCGUGGUUACGGUGAAUUCGAAUUCUUCGGCUCGCUCGUCAAGGUCCUUGCUGUCAUUGGCUUCAUCAUCGCAGGUGUAGUCAUCAACGUCGGUGGCGGCCCCGACGGAAAGUACUACGGUGCCGAGACGUGGCACAACCCCGGUGCCUUCAACAACGGCUUUAAGGGUUUCUCCUCGGUUUUCGUUAGCGCUGCUUUCGCCUUCGCGGGUACCGAGCUGAUUGGACUUGCUGCAGCCGAGACGGCCAAUGCGCGCAAGGAAAUUCCAAAGGCCGCCAAGCAGAUCUUCAUGCGCGUCACCAUUUUCUACGUCGUCUCGCUCUUCAUCGUCUCUCUCCUCGUCCCCUACACCGACAAACGUCUUGGAUCCGGUUCCUACGAUGCCAGGGCGUCCCCAUUCGUGAUUGCGAUCAACAAUGCUGGGAUCGCCGUGCUGCCUAGCAUUAUGAACGCUGUCAUUCUUAUUUCCGUUCUGUCGGUCGGAAACACGGCAGUUUAUGCCGCUUCGAGGACGCUCCAGGCUAUGGCUUCGAUUGGACAGGCUCCCAAGCUCUUCACCUACAUCGACCGCAACGGACGACCCGUUCCUGCCGUCGUUCUGUCGCUCAUCUUUGGUCUGCUCGGUUUCCUCAUCUACGCCGGUGACAACGCGCGCAACACCACCUUCAACUGGCUGCUCGCCAUCUCGGGUCUCUCGACCAUCAUCAGCUGGCUCUGCAUCUGCAUCUCGCACGCCCGCUUCCGCCUCGCCUGGAAGAAGGCCGGCCACACGCUCGAGGAGCUCCCCUGGAAGUCGCCCUUCAGCAUCUACGGCUCGCUCUAUGGCGCUGCCUUCAACGUGCUCGUCAUCAUCCUCACCUUCUACACGGCCGUCUGGCCCAUCGGCGAGGGUGAGAUGACCAAGAGCGAGCGCGCCACCGCCUUCUUCCAGAGCUUUAUCUCGGUGCCCAUCGUCGUCUUCGUCUUCUACAUCCCUUACAAGAUUAUCAAGCGUACUCGCGUCAUCCCCAUCGACGAGAUCGACAUCAGCACCGGUCGCCGCGACCCCGUCCCCGUCGAGGUGCUCCGCCGCGAGCGCGAGGAGGCAGCCGCCCGUCCUGUCUACAAGAAGGUCUGGAGCUUCUUCUUCUGA